CAAAGCGAUACAGUUUUCCCUGUACCUAGCAGGCAAAGCAGAAAACUGGUACUACUCACUAACAGAGGAGGUACAAAACAAUUUUGAAACUCUUAUUAUCGAGUUUAAGGACAGGUUUGUUCCAAGUGCAAUAUCGAGGCCGAGACUGGUAAAGGAGUUUCUGGAGGGUCGGCAAGGCAAAGAUGAAGUCCGCACAUAUAUAGAGAAGGUCCAAACCCUAGGAAACGAUUUAGGCAGAGGUCCACAGGAAGUCCAGGACAUUGUCCUAAAUUGAUUGAAUGAGGAGGUAAAGCGUUUCAUUCUGGGGAAAGAGCCACAGUCUCUGCAGGACAUUAUAAAAUAUGGUUAUAUGUGGGAGUCAGUGAAGGGCAACAAUACAGUGGACUUAGCCAGCUAAGUCGUUGAACUCCAACGAGAAUUAAAAGAACUGAAAGAGACAAGCACCUUAAAUUCUGUGAGAACUGGAGACAGACGGAAAAGGUCAGAUGGUCAGAGGAACUUUGAACGUGGCAAAGGAGAACCGUGCAGGCAUUGUGGUGAGCACCGACGUCUUGCAUACGAUUGUAGGUUCAAAAAUGCAAAAUGUUUUGGAUGUAAUAAAUCAGGCCAUAUAAACUCAUUGCCCCCUGUUGACGCAUUUGGGCGUCAGUCUUACCCAUCACUGUAUCCCGACAGCGGCGGCCAUGAUGGAUUUCCCGAGAGUCGCUUAAAAGUGACAAUUACGAUAGGUCUAAAAUACUUGCUACGGUGGUUUUGAUUGGUUGAAUCUUUGUAAGAAACUAACACAGGAGGUAGGUAUAGAACUUUCCAUUCGUUAUAUAGGUCACAUGACACAUAUUUCCCGUGAAUAUCAAAGGAAUUUACUAUGAAAGUUACUCAUAUGGAACGCUGUCAACAAGCAUGGCUGGGGCGGUUUUCAAUUUUGAUACCAGUUCGGACGAAGCGGAUUUAGAAGGUUUUACAGCCGACGAUGUUGCGAGAGCCAUUCAAAGGGGAGAAGAUAAUGAAGAUGCUUUAUCGGACAUCAGUUUUAGCGAUUCUUCUUCUUCUGAAAGCGAAAGUUCGUCGAGAAGCAGUGACGAUGACGACGAGAUUUUACCGUGGUCAGAAAAUUUGACGACGGUUUCAGUACCUGCUUUUACCGAUGCUGUGGGGCCAACAACAAUCUUGGGUGCGGAAAAAAACGAGAUGGACUUUCUUUCAUUGAUAUUUUUCCCUGCUGGCUGUUCAAACAAAUUUGUAUGCGGAACAGCAAACGGAAAAUAGGCUGAACCCUAAUUGGACGCCGACAACCGUAGAAGAAAUAAAAGCGUUUUUGGGGAUUCGUAUAUACAUGAGCAUAGUACAGCUGCCAUCAAUGGAUAUGUAUUGGUCCACAGACUAUAUGUUUGGGAAUUUAUUUAUUCCCAACAUCAUGCCAAGGGACAGAUUUGAUAAACUGUUACAGUAUUUUCAUGCGAAUGAUUCUACUAAAAACCAACCCCGCGACAAUCCUCGACACGACCGCCUUCACCACAAACGUCCAAUCAUGGAUAUUGUAAAGAAAAAAUGUGUUGACGAAUAUCAGCCUCAUCAAAACACCAGCGUUGAUGAGGCUUUGAUUGCAUUCCGGGGCCGCCUGGGGUUUCGGCAAUACCUACCUGCCAAACCUACAAAAUACGGGGUCAAGGUGUGGAUGAGUGCCGACUCUGAAAAUGGGUUCGCAAAUGAGUUUGACGUCUACACGGGGAAAAAGGGAGAUGAAACCAAUGCCAGAUAUGGAUUGACAACACGAGUGGUACUAAAUUUGACAAGAAGCAUUGCGAACAAAAAUCACAUUGUGAACUUGGACAAUUAUUUUACAAGCUUCCAGCUAUUUGAAAUCUUGAAAAGACAGAGUACAUAUGCACGGGGUACAGCACAAUCAAACCGAAAGGAAUUCCCAGCUAGGCUUCUUCACCCCAAGUGUGUAAAAAAUCAAGGGGAUGUCAAAAUUGUUCAGAGGGGGAAGAUGGUGGCUUAUGCCUGGAAGAAAAAGGAAGUGAUCUACUUUCUGUCAACAGCAGAUGACCCAACAGAAGUUGGGGCUCAAGUACCGGGGCGCCAGAAAGAUGGGACACAGCGACAGGUGCAAAGCCCCAGUGUUGUGUAGCGGUACAACCUGAAGAUGAAUGGUGUUGACAAGGCUGAUCGGACAAGGACAGAGUACCCCACAUACAGGAUGUGUAAGAGGUGGUGGACGUACAUUUUCCACUUUCUCCUGGACUUGUCUAUUGCCAACGCCUUCAUUCUUAUGAAGGAAUCCGCUAACCACCACUUGACGACAAAGACAGGCAGAGAUAAGGACAGGUCUCUUCUAUCCUUUUGAAUGAAUCUUGCAAAACUUUUGCUUGGAACAUUCAGAGCAACAAGAAAGAGGAGGCGUGUGUCAAAUCUUGAUCCAAAUGGAGUUGGACAUUGGCCAAAGGAGUGUGCUAAAAGAGGGAGAUGUCGUCAAUGUUCUAAAGACAAAAAUCGAUCUGAUGGAAGUGGGAGUGUUCUGCCUGUGGGGCUCACCUGUGUGUGGUUUGUUUUGAACCAUAGUGCAUAAAAUUUUGAGUGGAAAAACACUCAUUUGUGGUUGAAAAUAAGUUGUAUAUAAGUUAUAAACAAGAAUACAGUGACAAAACAUUUGUGAAAA
This is a messenger RNA of Mizuhopecten yessoensis (Yesso scallop), 2659 nucleotides long. Its product is annotated as piggyBac transposable element-derived protein 4-like. The record is from RefSeq and is a predicted model, not a curated record. Lineage: Eukaryota; Metazoa; Mollusca; Bivalvia; Pectinida; Pectinidae. Bases 1334 to 2131 code for a protein of 265 amino acids. The transcript has a single exon.